UAAGAAAACCAGAAAGUGCUUUUUGAAGCCAUUUUUUUAAUGUAAUUUAAUUUAUUAUUUAACGGAUUUUUGCGUUAAUUUACUCGUUUAUUUUUAAAUAAAUGAUUCUUUAAGCGUUUUCAUUGAUUGAUUUGCCAGCCAAUCGGAGUGUAGUGGGCGGGGCGUGUGCUGUUACGGUUUGGGAAACAUGAACGUGUCGCGUUUGUGGCUGCGGUUUUUUGCCGUCACUUAAAAGGAUCGAAUCUGAUCAUCACCGGAUGGAGAUGUGACUCUGUGCGGUGAAGAUGUGGAUCGCUGAAGAUGCAGUGCAUGGCUAAUUUGUGAGCAGCAUGGACGAGGCUGCCAGCCAGCUGGAGAGAGACCAUGUUCACAGCGUGUACGAGAGGAUCGCACCGUUCUUUAACGACAGCCGCUACAAGGCUUGGCCGAGAGUCAAGCAGUUCCUGUUGGAGCAGGAGCCGGGCAGCAUUGUCGCCGAUGUGGGAUGUGGCAAUGGGAAAUACCUGCACAUCAACGGAAACAUUUUCAAAAUGGGCUGCGACGUUUGCCGCCCGUUGGUGGAUUCGGCCUGGAGUCGAGGUCAUGAGGUUCAGCUGUGUGACGGCCUGCGGUUGCCCUACAGAGAUGGCUGCUUCGAUGCCGUACUCUCCAUCGCAGUCAUCCACCACAUGUCAACCAAAGAGCGGCGCAUCCGGGCUAUAAAAGAAAUGGCGCGCACGUUGCGAGUCGGAGGUCGAGUCAUGAUCUACGUGUGGGCCAUGGAGCAGAAAAGGCGCAAGUUUGAAAAGCAGGACAUCUUCGUGCCCUGGAACCCCAACCCUCCUUUAUCCUCUGCCUCAAGAGGACAUCUCAGACCUCGGCAGCGCGGCAACGGAACCCAGAGCACCAGCGAUGCCCCAGAGUCUGACGACAUGCACAGGAACUUGAGAAGCACAUCAAUAAUGGUGGAUGAAGAAGAUCCAGGGAGUCCAGCACAGCAGAGGAAGCAGAAGCUUUGGUUUUUCUCCAGAUCUCUGGACUCUGUGUUGGAUUUAAGCAGCCUGACCGUGUCUCGCUCUACCUCUUUCUGCAGCCCCGCUGAUGAACCCGAGGCGAGAACCCAAACGAGAAGCACAAAAGGACGAGCCCUGAUCAGACAAGUGUCCAGCUUUUUCACUAACCCUUCCUCCAGGAACAGCCUAGAAGAGGACGUGUUCAUCUCGGAGCCGCACGAGCCGAUGCAUAAAACCAAGUGCAGUAAUGGAAAUGCGGCGGUUUCAGUCACGCUGGUGCAGGAUUGUUCGUCGGUGCCGUUACCAGACUUGGUGUCCAGACAGCGGGAGCGCUCGGGUAGCGGACGACUCGGAGAGGACGAUGGAGAAGAUAUCGGACAGGAAAGCGCAGUGUCCCUUCAUCACCAGGAAGAGUGGAGUAAAGACAAGCUGAACGAGUCGUGCCUGCGCUAUUACCACGUCUUUAGAGAGGGGGAACUGACGCGGCUGAUCGAGGAACAUGUCGAGGAACUUCAUAUCCUGCAGGCCUACUUGGAUCACGCAAACUGGUGCGUGGUGGCCGAGAAGGUCCAUGUGUGGAGGGUUUGAGUUUGUUUGUUUGUUUAUUUAUUGCAAUAUUUAAUUUUUUUUAGCUGUCUUUUAAAUUAGUUUUUAACUUUAGGAUUUUACUUCAGCGGUCAGAUCUUUAUCCAUAAUAAACCCAGUGAGGUUCAGGUCUUUAUAUAGAUCAGGGCCGUUUCCCAAAAAAGCAAUGGAAAGUUUUUUUGAGAGAGAAUGUGAGAUAGCAUUCAAUGUGAUGCUCGAUUAACCAUCUAACCAUGAUCUUGGUGCUGUGAUGCUUUUGGUAACAGUAUUCCAAGCUCAUUUAGACAUUGGCUUUUGAUUUUUUUUUUUGGUUGUUUGUUUUAAUUUAUACCGUAUAUGUAUAUAUCAACUAACUAAGGCAAUUGAAAAGGUUGAAAGUUUACUAAUGUAUCCCUUAUGGCACUGAUUUUCAUGGCAAAUACAAUACUGUUAGCUGUCUGAAGCAAUUCCUGCCUGAAACGGACGUCAUUGCACAUCGUCGUACUGAACCAAACAACAUGAGCACAUAACUAGCAUUUAAAUAGUGAAUGCUCCCUUCUCAGGAGUUUAGUUUUUUUUUCUAACGUGUCAUGGUGGCAUCAUGUGUUUUAUGUUCAAAUGUUUACCUAAGACGUCUUAUUGCUGCUUGUCAGAUCUCUGUAGAAUGAAUCCCCUUUUCCCAAACUUCUAAAUAAUUCCAUUUUAACAUUGGCUGCCGGUGUUGAAUGUUUUAUAUAGAACGCUGAUGUACUGUGUGUCUUAUCGUGCCAUGCCACUGCUCUUACUUUUCUUUACCCGACGUAAACUUGAAUUUAUUUGAUUUUUUUAUUUUAUUUAUUAAACUGUGUAUUCUUACUAUAUAUUUAAUAAAAACUGUGUAAUCGGAUAAAAGUGAAUAAAUAGGCUAUAUUUUGUUUUUUCA
This is a messenger RNA of Silurus meridionalis, 2478 nucleotides long. It is a transcript of the gene trmt9b, whose product is annotated as tRNA methyltransferase 9B. The record is from RefSeq and is a predicted model, not a curated record. Gene Ontology annotation, cellular component: cytoplasm; nucleus. The transcript has 4 exons. NCBI's taxonomy places the organism in Eukaryota, Metazoa, Chordata, Actinopteri, Siluriformes, Siluridae. Gene Ontology annotation, molecular function: S-adenosylmethionine-dependent methyltransferase activity; tRNA binding. Gene Ontology annotation, biological process: tRNA wobble uridine modification. Bases 330 to 1580 code for a protein of 416 amino acids.